Molecule: messenger RNA, 1799 nt
Organism: Chilo suppressalis (striped riceborer)
Lineage: Eukaryota; Metazoa; Arthropoda; Insecta; Lepidoptera; Crambidae
Source: the annotation of a GenBank genome assembly
CGCGCGGCGGGCAGGGCACAUGCAAGCCACGUGCGUUGCGAUCGCGAUACACUGAAAAUAGAAGUCGCCUCGUCGUCGCCGCCGCCGUCAGUACGCGGGAGAGAGUCCCCGGAGAGACAGACACUUCGUACUAGCUGGCAGCGCGAUGCGAGCGCAUUACGCGAUCUUUUCCGUCGUGACGGUUUUAUUUGCGUUGGUGAACAAUGCGAGCCCAGCGAGAAUCCUCGGCCUCUUCCCGCACACGGGAAAAAGUCAUCAAAUGGUGUUUGAGCCGCUCCUUCAAAAGCUAGCUGAAAGAGGGCACCACGUCACGGUUGUGUCAUUCUUCCCGCUGAAAAAUCGCCCUGAAAAUUACACCGACGUCAGUUUGGAGGGUAUCGCCACUUUAGGAGUGGAAACUAUUGAUUUAGGAUUCUUCGAAAACACUAAUGUGAUAGCUAAAAGACUCGGCAUCGAUAGGAUACUGAGGCAAGCGUUCGAUAUAGACCCUUUAGCCGACAUGGCUGUGGAUGUGUGCUCUAAACUCGUGAGUUGGCCGCCGCUGGCUGAAGCCCUAAGAAAAGACUACGAUGUGGCGUUAGUGGAAACCUUCAAUAGCGAUUGUAUGCUCGGUUUGAUGCAUGUUUACGGUAAGAGAGUGCCGAUAAUAGGCAUGUUAUCGAGCGGACUGAUGCACUGGUCUGCGGAUCGUAUCGGUGUCACCGAUAACCCAGCGUAUGUUCCUAGCAUCGCUUCAGAAUUGACGAGCAAGAUGACGUUCCUGGAAAGAUUGGAAAAUACUUUUGUGACUUAUUAUUUGAAGAUUUGGUAUCGGUAUAAAGUGCAGAUGAAAGAGCAGGAAAUAAUCGAGAGACAUUUCGGAAGAAAGAUACCUGAUUUGAAUGAUCUAGCGAGAAACACAACUAUGAUGAUGGCGAAUGUGUUUCACAGUUUGAAUGGGCCGAAGCCCCUGCUGCCUGGUCUGAUAGAAGUAGGCGGCAUGCAUUUGAAUCCCAAGAACGGUGGAAUUCCACCGCACAUCGAACGCUUCCUCAACGAGUCUGAUCACGGCGUCGUGUUGUUCAGCUUCGGUUCUUUGCUUAAAACGUCCACGAUGCCAGAGCACAAGGAAAAAACUAUAAUGAAAGCCCUCUCUCGGCUCAAGCAGAAUGUUAUCUGGAAAUAUGAGGACAGCGCGGAGGAAGGCACUCGGAUUGGCAACGUACUUAAGGUCCGGUGGUUACCACAGUACGAACUAUUAAGGCACAAGAAAGUCCUAGCUUUCAUAGGGCACGGAGGGAUUCUCGGCAUGACAGAGGUGAUAUCGGUUGGCAAGCCGAUGCUGGUGGUACCGUUCUUCGGAGAUCAGCCAAACAAUGGAGCCAUGGCAGAGCAAGUAGGACUGGGCUUGUCAUACUCCUACCAAGAUCUCACUGAAGACUCGUUCUAUGAAGCGAUCAAGACUGUAUUGAGCGCUGAAAUGCGUCUCAGCGCACGACGUGUCUCCAAAAUUUGGCAAGAUCGAGAUAUGAAGCCAUUAGACAAAGCAGUUUACUGGGUUGAGAGAGUCGCCCGUUGGGGCCACCAUGAUCCUCUACAUUCUGCAUCUAGAGACUUGAACAUCAUUCAAAUAUCUCUACUAGACGUAGCCGCAACAUUCAUACUAGGAAUAAUUCUUCUCAUCUUUGUCACUAAAAUGUUAUUAUCAUUUGUGUUAAGAAUCGUUAAAGUUAAUUUCAAUUCCAAAGUUAAAGAUAAGUUGCAGUGAAAACAGUAAUUAAUAAUAAUAAUAAAGUUGUAAGUAGAUAUAAUGAUGGUGA